Diuraphis noxia (Russian wheat aphid) is the source of this 2236-nucleotide messenger RNA. Its product is annotated as facilitated trehalose transporter Tret1-like. Lineage: Eukaryota; Metazoa; Arthropoda; Insecta; Hemiptera; Aphididae. Gene Ontology annotation, biological process: transmembrane transport. Gene Ontology annotation, molecular function: transmembrane transporter activity. The record is from RefSeq and is a predicted model, not a curated record. Gene Ontology annotation, cellular component: membrane.
GUCCCGAUAAGUGUCCGAGCCUGACCUAUGGUGCCACUCGGUAUUCUACAUUCGUCCAAGCCGUCAAUCUGUCUUAUACUUCUUGAAUACAGCCACAUAUGCGUGCGACAAUAAUGUUUAUAACAAUAAAUAGUUAGUGAAAAAAAACUAGCCGACACUAUUACCAAAAGACUGUAACAGUCGCAAAAAUUGUGCUCGACGAACUUGGACGAUUAUCUAUGUAAACAUUUUUUAUUGUUCACAAAGUUAUUUUUUUAUUUGCGAACGGUUUUAAUCUCAACAAAUAUAAGAACAAAAACAAAAUGAUAAACAAAGGAAUCUUGAGACAAUUUUUGGCCGCAACUGCAGGGUCACUGUCCAUAAUGAACGUGGGCAUCAUACUCGGCUGGACUUCGCCGAUCAUGGAGGAACUUCUGGGACCUGACAGCCCGAUCCCGAUGACGGUGGACGAGAGCUCAUGGUUCGUAUCUGUCAUCGACUGGGGCCUGAUUUUAGGGUCGUUGCCAUUCGGCGUGCUGGCUGACCGGUGGGGCCGAAAACCCAGCCUACAGAUCAUCGGGCCAAUGGCGCUAGCCACGUGGGUGGCUCUGUUGUACGUCGACACAUUUCAGGGGCUGUUGGCCGUGCGGUUCGCGCAGGGCUUACUGGCGGCCGGCGCGUACACGGUGCUGCCGGUGUACGCGGGCGAGAUCGCCGGGCCGAAGAUCAGGGGCGCUCUGGGCACGAUGUUUCAGAUAAUGAUGUACGUGGGCAUAYUGUACGUGUACGCGGCCGGUAUGUACCUGGACUACACGCGGCUCACGUACGCAGCGAUGGCGGGACCGGUGGUGUUCUGCGCACUGUUCGCUGCCAUACCGGAAUCGCCGCACUUUUACGUGAUGAAGAACCGCCUGGCGGACGCCAAACAAGCGCUGGUCUGGCUGCGCGGUGACGAAACCGGCAGUACCGUGGACGACGAGAUGGACGUCGUAGUCGAGUGCAUAUGCAAGGAAAUGCGAAACGCAUCCUUCACCGAACUGUUCACCGACUGGGUGAGCCUUAAAGCGCUCAUCAUCGUGCAGGGCCUGUCCGUGUUCCGGGUGAUGGCUGGCGUCACCGCGCUCAUAUCGUAUGCGUCCAUCACGUUCGCGGAGAUGCACGUGGCCGUCGACUCCAACAAGCUGUCGCUGGUAUUCGCGUGCUCGGUGCUGUUUUCUGCGUUGCCGUCCACCUUGCUGGCAGACCGGGUGGGACGCAGGCCGCUAAUGAUCGUGUCGUGCGCUUCGUGCUUCGCGUUCGACUCGGCCAUAUUCGCGUACUUUUACGUGGACAGGUGCACCACGUACGACGUCACCGAUUACGGGUGGCUAUGCGUGCUGGCCGUCGGCGGGCUGUCCAUCGCGCACACGCUGGGCCUUGGCUCGCUGCUGUCCACCAUCAACUGUGAGCUGUUCCCGUCCAACACCCGGUCCAUAGCCAACGCGGUCAACACUAUCACCCUGACCGUCGCGUCGUUCCUGGCCCUCAAGAUCUACCCCGUGCUGGCCGACGAUGGCGGCAUGUACCGCAAUUAUCUGAUAUCGUCGCUGUUCAGCCUCACCUCCAUAAUCAGCUGCUUCCUGUGGCUUCCCGAGACCAAGGGCAAGACAUUCGCCGCCAUACAGGCCCAGCUCAGAAAGACUGACGAUUUGGUCUAAACGACUGUACGCCAUCGAGUUCAACCACUGAUGGUGGAGGUAUAGCGGAGGUAGAUGUGGGUGAGUGGUGACCAYCCGGUUUGUACGAAUACGAUUCGAGCACCCGCACAAUAUUUUUACGACUUGCCAAAUACGUCGGAUGUGUAGAAAGUUAUACAUACGUCAUAUAUAUAUACACAAUAUAAUAUUAUUAUAAUUUAUAGUCAUGGUGGSACGAUGUUCUGUGUAAGAGAAAAAAUCUCUCUACGUUUAUAUUUUUUGUAAAGGCCGCGAAAGGUGCAAUAUUGCUCGAAAAUACUGAAAAUAUCGUUAAUGUUUUAUUUUUUUUUUGCAAAGGCUGUAAAUGCGCAUUUGCUCGAAAAUACUGCAGUCGUCGUUUAUUAAAAAUAUCAUUGCUAUAACUCAAUUGUAAGAGUGAUUUUUKUUUUUAUUAAAGCACUGUGUACAUUGAUUUURGUGCAAACAGAGUAUUCUAGUUUUCAAAAAGUCAGCAUAGAUUGUAAAAAUUAUUUUUCUCUAAUACUAUAUAUUAUGCUAUUGUUUAAACAAAUGCUAUUAUU